Phasianus colchicus (ring-necked pheasant) is the source of this 985-nucleotide messenger RNA. The record is from RefSeq and is a predicted model, not a curated record. NCBI's taxonomy places the organism in Eukaryota, Metazoa, Chordata, Aves, Galliformes, Phasianidae.
CUCUAGCUUCCAAAGGAGAACUGCGAAGAUUAAGGACUUGUAGGGCAAGAUGUAUGAGGAACAACUGAGUCCGUUGGUUUGCUCAGCCCAGAGCAGAGGAUCUGAGGGGAGGCCUCAUGGCAGCUGCAGCUCCUCAAAGGGAGCCGAGGGGCAGCGCAGAGCUCUGCUCUCUGUGGCAGCGACAGGGCCUGAGGGGACGGCGUGGAGCUGUGUCAGGGCAGGGGCAGGUUGAGUAUAAGGAAGAUAAGGAAGAAGUCUUGCACCAGAGUUCGGCGGGCAUGGAAAAGGAUUCCCAGAGCUGUGAUCAGAGCCCCAGUCUGGUCAGAGAUCAAGGGGCUUUUGGAUGAUGCUCUCAGAAUGGAGCUUGAUUUCGGAUGGUCCUUUGUGGAGCCUCAGGAGUUGGACUCAGCGAUCCUUCUAGGUCCCAUUCAGCUCUGGAUAAUCUAUGAUCUAUAAUCUAUCAGCUCUCAUAUAAUCUAUGAUUAGAAUCUAUGAUUCUAAUGAGCACAAUAAUUGUUACUAAAGUGUUAGACUCUUCAACAUUAAAAUGGCAAAAGUCAGCUACUUCUUCUAUCUUGCCCAUUUUAAUUCCCCAGAAAUCAUUAUCUUCUAUUCAAGUCAGGCAUACAACAAGUAAAGUCUCACCAGAUCCACAGUUCAGCAGAGAAAGAACAUUCGGUGUUCCUCUAGAAGCUCUCACAAAGAAUGCAACACAGUGUGGAGUCCCCUUUCCUGUCACACAGAUGGUGGAGUAUCUAGAAGUAUUUGGUCUGCAGCGUGUCGGUAUAUUUCGAAUCAGUGGCUCAGUGAAUAAAAUCAAGGAACUGAAGCAGAAGUACAAUCGGGGAGAAGAAGUAGACCUCAUUAAUCACGGAGAUGUUGAUUCUGUGGCCAGCCUUCUGAAACUGUUUCUAAAUGAACUGCCAGUGGCUGUUCUUCCAGACGACGUCUGUGCUGGCAUGCUGAAAACUUUCCAAGGUACAGA